GCAGACAUCGGGAGUCCAGCGCGCACCCGCCCGAUGAGAGACGGGCGGGAAGAAGACGGGUCGUCCGGCGACACCGAAGUCAGAGUUUCCCUUUAUGGCGGAUGUUUGGUGUACCCCGCUUCCAAAACAAAAAGCGGUGCGUGCGCUGGAGCUGGGGAUUUUUGUUUUGCAGCUGGGGCUGGCGGUUCAGCGUUGCAAACACAGUAGCUCGAGCGCCCCAGGCUCGCAGCGUGACAGCUAAAACCGUUGGGCUCGCGAGCCGAACAGCACUGGGAUUCCUGGGCUCACGCUCCAUACCCGGGCUCGCGCUCCGGUGUUGCCAUCCCUCCCGCUCCAACUGUCACUGAAGCCUCUUACUCCGCCCCAAUUAAAUCUCAUUAAGUUUUAACAUCGACGAAAGUCGAAACACCUCCGAUGCAUUUUUCAAAUCCAAUUUGCUUAUUUUUCCUUUGACCAUUUUUUUUUCACUGAAGAUCGUUCCCAUCGCUGCAUUAUGUGUGAGGAAAAUGCAUUCAAAUUGGGUGCUCUUGUUCCAGCAUCAUUCCUGUUAAUGGGGUAGGAAUAACAACUCUCAUCCCCCACGUUAAACACCCUUCUGAGAUGGAUAAAUCCCGACUCCUGCACAGGAUGAGGGCCUUGAUGGCUAGGCCAGCAUGCAUUGCCCAUUCCUAAUUGCCCAGUUAAGAGUCAACCACAUUGCUGUGGAUCUGGAGUCACAUGUAAGCCAGACCAGGACAUUCAUGUGGAAAUGCACAUCCUGAUCCUGGAAUCGCAUAGGGAUAUUACUGGCUGUAGUCCCAGAUUAUAUGAGGAUGCAUUAGUAUACUUUCAAGUGUUGAUGGUGUAAAUAGGCUAUUCAUCUGGAGGACAGACUGAAGUAAAGGAGACUCCAGCAACAAGUUUCCAGUUUUGCUUGAGAACCUUCUCCCCACCACCUAACAUCUAUCAUCAGGGCAAAACUAAAAUGGAAAGUGAUGAUGACCCUUUGGUGCAGCAUCUAUGGCUGGAGGAAGAAGAAGACAAUGUGUUGGUAAACUCUUACAGAGGUCAAAGGCUGUGCAAGAAGUGCCACUGUAACUUUAAAAGAUUAUUCUAUGAUUUGCAAGUUAAAGGCUUUUGGGGACUGGUUGGGUGGAUAUUUACUAACCCAUAUUGCACUGCCUUAAUAUUAGUAAUAGGUUGCAUAAUCCCAACAAUUCUGACUGUUGUUAUGCUUUUGCAUUGUUCUGCCCUCGAUAUUGAUAUAUCCUACAAUGCCUUUGAGAUUCGUAACCAUGUAUCCUCACUGCGCUUUGAUGCACUGACGCUUGCUUUAAAAUCACAGUUUGGGUCUUGGGGGAGAAACAGACGUGAUUUGGCUGAGUACACAUCUGCUACCUUAGAAAAACUCAUCAAAGAAGAGCUGCAAAAACUGCUCAAUAAUUCUUCUCAGCCAGUCGAUGCCUCCCAUGUCAAAAACAUUUACAAAUCAGGUGAAGCCCAGGGACCUGAUGGAACUCGCCUGAGCAAAAGAGACUUGUUCUCACAACCUGUGACCAAGAGGAGCCAUGAUAAAUACAAAAUGCGGAAACCAAGAGCAGUGUCACACAAGAGCUAUCCGAACACUUACAUUAAUGGAGAUACUCAAACACAUGCAUUAUGGAGGAUGGAGCUUGUAUUUCUAGCAAGAGGUGAUGAUGAAAGGAAUAUUUUCACGAAAGAACGUUUAUUGACAAUUCAUGACAUUGAGAAGAAAGUCAUGGACCAUCCUAGGUUUCGAGAAUUUUGCUGGAAACCUCAUGAAGUCCUCAAGGACAUGCCGCUUGGUUCAUAUUCUUAUUGCUCGCCUCCCAGUUCCCUCAUGACCUAUUUUUUUCCAACAGCACAAGGUGGAAGGAUUUACUACGAUGGAAUGGGACAGAAGUUGGCAGAUAUUCAUGGCUCACUCAAGCUGGCUAUUACUCAUCCUGAAUUUUACUGGUAUGUUGAUGAGGGACUAACAGUUGAAAACAUGAAAAGCUCCCUGCUUCGUAGUGAGAUCCUGUUUGGAGCCCCACUUCCCAAUUACUACUCAGUGGAUGACCGAUGGGAAGAGCAGCACAGAAAGUUUCAGAAGUUUGUGAUCUCUUAUGCUGACCUUUUGGCCUCACAAUCCACCAAGAAAGUGCAAGUCCUAUAUGGUGGAACAGACCUGUUUGACUAUGAAGUACGACGAACAUUUAAGAAUGAUAUGUUGCUGGCUUUUAUCAGCAGUGGAUGUAUAGCAGUUCUGGUGUAUAUUCUCACCUCAUUUUCAGCCUUUCUGACGUUCUUUGGAAUUGCCAGUAUUGGUUUGAGCUGCUUGGUUGCCCUGUUUCUAUACCAUGUAGUAUUUGGCAUCCAGUACCUGGGCAUCUUAAAUGGAGUAGCAGCGUUUGUCAUUGUGGGUAUUGGGGUGGAUGAUGUAUUUGUGUUCAUCAACACUUUCCGGCAAGCAAGCCACCUUCGUAACCCACAGGAAAGGAUGAUUCAUACCAUUAAAACAGCAGGGAAAGCCACCUUCUUCACCUCAUUCACCACAGCAGCUGCUUAUGCAGCAAAUAUAUUUUCCCAGAUCCCAGCUGUCCAUGACUUUGGACUAUUCAUGUCUUUGAUAGUUGCUUGCUGCUGGAUGGCUGUUCUGUUCCUUAUGCCAGCAGCACUCUGUAUCUGGAGUCUGUACAUCUCACCUCUGGAAGCAUCCUGCUGCUCCAGCUGUCAACGUGUGUGUAAGAAGAAAGAUAGCAACACAACCCAGAAUUCAGGAGAGUGUGAUCAGUCACUUCUAGUCACAGACCAGGAUUUAUUGGUGAUUGGUGGGAUACUUCAAUACUUGGAUGAUGAUAUUCCUCUUCUAUCCAUUGAUGAAGAAGCAGGUGUUUCCUUUCUUCCUGGAGCUUCAUUAGACAAUGGGGAUGUGCCUUUGGUUUCACUGGUGCCUGAGGCACCUCCACCUGAAGAUGGAAGACAUAAUCCUGGUCAACUGAUAACAAGACUGCAAGAUGUACUUUACCACUUUGUUGCACUUCCUGCAGUAAAGAGUAAAUGGGUCAUUUUAGGCCUUUAUAUCAUUACCCUGGUGAUGUCCAUAGGAUUUGCAACCCAACUGCGAGCUGCCAGCAGAGCACCAUUGCUGUUCAGUCCUGAUACCAACAUUCAGGUCCUCCUCGAUCUUAAGUAUAAUCUCAGUGCAGAGGGCAUUUCCUGCAUCACAUGCUCAGGUGUGUUUCAGGAAAAGCCGCAACCUCUGCUAAAUAACAUGCGAACAUCUUCAGACAAGACGAAACGAGGAGAGAAUCUCCCAUGGAAUAAAGGAGGUGCCUUACGGACUGUUUAUGUCACCAAGUAUGAAGAUGAUGUCCAACCUGCCAUCUACAGAUUUUCUUUGGAUUCCUCUGUUCCAUGGCCAUGGCAUUUGCCACCAACAAAGAAUGGGGAGAUCCCAUCAUUUAAAGUUUACACAGCACCCUACGGUAAUUUUACAAAGAAGCUGACUGUUUGCUCUUCCAUUGUUGGGUUGCCAAGUCCCAAGUGUCCAAAGAAAUGGAUGAUCACAUCAUUAUCAUGCAAUAAAAAGAAAGGCUGGAAGCUUGAUUUCCAUUUCUAUGCAGCAGCCACUAAACAACGUCACACUCAGAAGUUGUACUUUGCUCAGCUGCGGAAGACUCCCUAUCACAGUCGGAUCUGCUUAGCACCACCUGGCUGCAUCCUUAGUGCAGGACCCAAUGGUCCGAAUAAAGGAUUUUUCUAUGUUCCUGAUGAGAAAGUCUCGAAUGUUGAGGAAACUCCAACACUUGAUUUCAAUCCCUGCAUGAACGAUGGUUGUGGGAAGCCAGCAGUGCGUCCUCUAGUGGACACAGGUGCUAUGGUCUUCGUUGUGUUUGGGAUUUUGGGAGUGAAUCGCACAAGAAAGCAAGAUAAUCAUGUGAUAGGAGAUAUGGGCAGUGUCAUCUACGAUGAGAGUUUUGACCUGUUCCAAGAAAUUGGAAAUCUGUGUAAGAUUUGCAAAGCUAUCAGCAGUAAUUCGGAAUUGGUGAAGCCAGGAGGAGCUCAGUGUUUACCUUCAGGUUACAGUAUUUCAACCUUCGUGCAAAUGUUACAUCCAGAAUGUAAGAGCAUUCCAGAGCCUAACUUGCUUCCUGGACAACUGUCUCAUGGUGCUGUUGGAGUAAAAGAUGGCAAAGUCCAGUGGAUUUCAAUGGCCUUUGAAUCUACAACUUAUAAAGGAAAGUCAUCAUUUCAGACAUAUGCAGACUAUUUGAAAUGGGAGAACUACCUUCAAGAGCAGUUACAUCAGUUUUCGGAACAAUCAUCACUACAUCAUGGAUUCCAGACUUGCGAGCACUGGAAACAGAUAUUCAUGGAAAUAAUAGGUGUUCAGAGUGCAUUAUAUAGCUUGAUUCUCUCCCUGAUAAUUUGUGUUGCUGCAGUCGCUAUUUUUACCACCCAUGUACUACUCCUCUUACCAGUCUUGCUGACCAUUCUAGGUGUUAUCUGCUUGAUGGUUGCCAUCAUGUAUUGGUUUAGCUGGGAGAUGGGAGCUGUGGAAGCCAUCUCUCUGUCCAUCUUAGUGGGCUCUUCUGUGGAUUAUUGUGUCCAUCUUGUCGAGGGUUACCUGCUAGCAGGAGAAAACCUUCCAAUAACUGAGACCGACGAUAAAUCCGAAAUGGGGAAAUGGAGAACCCUCGCUGCUGUGAGCCAUGUUGGUGUUGCCAUUGUGUCCAGUGCCAUCACUACAGUCAUAGCAACUAUCCCCCUCUUCUUUUGCAUCAUCACUCCAUUUGCCAAGUUUGGGAAGAUUGUUGCCCUGAACACUGGCAUCUCUAUGUUCUACACCUUGACGGUCAACACGGCUCUGCUCAGCAUCCUGGCUCCAAGUGACUUCUAUCGCUCAAGGAGAUCUUUAAUUAAAGCAGUCCUGGGAGUAGUGGCCAUAGGAGGUGGAGGAUUCUGUGUCUGCCUUGUAUUGAUUAAAUUGGGAUUCAAAAUCCCUCUCCCCAAUGGAUCAACACUGUAAUUUAUUUAUACUACUUUAAUACAAGAGACAACAGAAAUAAUGUUUUAAAAAAGGGAAUUUCAUCACAAUGCAAAAACUGGGACUAUUGCCACUUUUUUUGUAUCAGUUGUUUCUUUCCUUUGUAUGGCAGAUGAUUGCUGACUUGGUGAAGCUAUAAGUAAUGACCUAACUGCAAGCAAUGGUGUGAGUGCAGCUUUUCCUGCUGUUUAGAUGUACAACUAUGGUCAAACUCUUUAUGAUUUUCCACUAUUUGUAAGGAAAGCAUUGAAACAAAUGAAAAUGCAUUCUGAGAGCAACGGGUUCUAGAUAUGUGGUAGACAUACCCUUUGCGCAUAGUUGUAAGGAAAUCUGUUCAUUACAUUUGAAAGCUGGCAGCUAUCUAGUUAAUACUGAGGUACUCUCCUUAAUUUCCUUCCUACUACCAUGUUUCAACUGUUACAGGCUUCAACUGUUUAACUAAGAUUCUGUUAGUUUGGACAGAUUCAUCUCAAACACUGUAUGUGUUCAUGAUCAACCAAUGCAGGUAUAAUCAUGGAGGGCAUGACCACUUCACCACCAGUCUUUUCCCAACACCGUGAAGAAAUAUCAUGUGAAAGACCAACUAAGAAAAGAUGGUUCCCAACAGAAAUUCAGUGAUAUGGGUCAUUGAAACUCAACCCUCCAAGCUCUGGGUUAAAGUGAAAUUCAGUUUUUGAAUAACUUUUCCAUGAGUUAUUUCUCUUAUUUACUUCUUACUCAUUUUUUUAUUCUCCAGUUUCUCUCAUUUGCUCCUUGUCCCCUGUAAUCACAAGGAUAUAGGCAUACACAAUAUCACCCAAGUGCCAUUCUUCACCCAUGUAUUCUAUCUGACCAUCAAGCAGACACUGCCAACAGAAUUUGCUGGAAUGAUCACCUAGACCAAUGUACAAUAUGCCUUUAUAGUCCAUUGGCCAUAAAGUCAGAUAGAGUCAGCCCCUUCCACUACCAUCUCGAAUGAUGCUAAUGGCCUGACCUACAUGAUGCUGUGUUAUGCCAAGUGUUCCUAUAUCCAUGUUGUAAGGGAAGUCAAAAUUCUUGUUGGUUUAGGUCUUUUAGAAAUUUGGGACAUCUAAGAGCUGUUUGGUUUGUUAAUAAUUCUUGAAGUACAGCUGCUGUUAUGUCAGUGAUAAACAUGGUAGCUAAUUUGCAUACAUAAAGUUUCAACAACAACAGAAAAGUUCAAUAACUAAACAGUGAGCUUUGGUGAGGUAGAGUGGGGGAGAAAUUUUGUUUAGGACAUCCAGAGAAAUCAACGAUUUUGUUCUAAUAGUGAAACAAAUCCACACGGACGGAUGGAUGUUUAGUUUAAUAUCUUACCCUUACUUCCAACACUGCAUCUUCCUCAGUACCCUGCUCAAUAUUAGCCAAACAAUCAUCACUUCCACUAGUGAAAUAUAUCAAAUACGUACACUCAUACAAAAACUAUCUAAGUAAUCUUUCCGCAGGUUGCUUCUUCAUAGUAAAAUCUCCUUUCAAACUAAACUGGUCCCACAUUAAGCAAAAAGGAAAGCUUUAAGACAUUAAACUAAACCAGCUCCCCCAAUCUGAGCAAUUGUAGAUUUGAAAUAAUAAAGACAAAGGUUACAAACUCAGUCUGUUGAUUAUGAAUGCAUUUAUAAAUAUUUGCUUAACCCAGUUGCAAGUAGAAUAGCUAAUCCACUGUAACAAUGCAAGGUAGCUAUCAUUAAUGAGAUAGGUAAUGGCUCAUUUGAUAAAGAUAUAUGGCAGUGAACCUUAUGGACCAGACAAUGUGUAGUGAGAUUGCUGGUCUGAAGUUGCAAUAAGGUUGAUACAAUGGCUUUUACACACUUGGGCUGGAGAGCAGUGAAGUAGUGACCUUCAUUCCCAUUCCUACCUAUCAUCCAGUAACUUCAGGUGGAAAAAUACAUUAAUGAAAUUUGGGUUAAUGUUCCCCUCCUCACCAUAUUUGAAUUGACCGUCAACAUCUGGCUUGGGAAUUCAAGCACUUCCAUUUCUCAACCAAUAGCGCAGUCAGACCACCAGAAACAUGCAGACUAAGGCUGUUUGCCCUUUCCCUACUUUGAUUUUUUACAAAAAUACUUAGAUACUUUCAUAGCUGGUGUAAAGCCUGUUCAGGAAUGUGACAGAAGUAAAUAAGCCCUCCAAUAGUCACAGUAAUGUUCAGCUUCUGUAUCAAUAAUGUUUUCCUCUCCAUUCCCAGAUAGUGCUCAACAUCCAGCCCGCUGCACAGCAUACAUCAGACAACAUUCACUCCUUCGCACCCCUAUCAGAUAGUGCUCACCUCCUCUCCUGGCACACUCUCCACAAAGCCUGGCUCCAUCUGGCUGGCAUUGGAACAAUCAGAAUUAUUGGGGAAGUGGGGGUGUUGAAUGAUUUUCUGAGGUGAGGCAAGACAAAAUGAGCAUUGUCAGGGUGAGAGAGAGAGAGUUGAAAAACUCAUUGGAUAAGAAGGGAGAUGAACACAGGGUUUGAAACAAAGUGGGGAAUGAAGGAUUGGGGAACAGUGUCAGCAGAAAGUGAGCCUGUUUGGGGAGAAUACUAAGCUGUUAUGGAGGUUGACUUAAAAUGUCAAGACAAGGUAAGUCAAUGAACUCAAGACCGAUAUUAAGGAUUGUGUUUGCAGGGGAUUGUUGUAAAUCAGCCAUUCACAUAUCCAAAUUUUAGCAUAGUGUUUGUAGAAAUAGUUCCAGAGCAUCCAGUAUUCAUCAACAUGCCCUGACAAUUCUUCAGUACGUGCUUCAACACAAGGAAUAGCCAAACAAUAGCUGCCUAUAUAUAUAUUAUAUUUAUAUACACACAUAAAUUGGGUUUCAUAUAUCCAGAACACAAAAAGAGACCAUUUAACCUGCGCAAUCUGUCCUGGAUUUUUUUUGAGAACAACCCAAAUCUGAUCCCUUUCUCUCCCUAUGGCUUUUUAACUGCAUUUCAUAUUCAUUCAGAUUCCCAAAAGAAUGCAGUGUCCUCUGCUUCAAGCACUACUGGUGGCACAGCAUUCCUUUCUUCAAUAACCCUGGCCCACAAUUUUGAAGUGAGGUACAUUUGAUUUGCUAUUGUAUUUUGUUUAUCUGUUUCUAGCUAUUUCAUUUUCAUGGUCAAGCAUAAGCAAGUAGAUUACACACUAAAACACAUUUAGAGAUUGUUGAUAAAAAUGCACAAAUGCAAUCUCCAACACUAUAGUUUAAUGAAAAUUGGACAGUUACUGUCAGUAUAAAAUGAAAUAACCUAUUGACAUUGUAACUUAUAUUUUAAUACAUAGAUAUAUAAAAAUAAAGUAAUAAAAUUGCAUCAUACCAAUUAUGUGGUGGGAAAAGUUAAAUAAUACAAGUUAGUUGAGAUAGGCCGAGAAACAAAAUGGAGAAAUAGAUACAAUGUGAUGCAGUGGUUGUUGUCUUUUACCCAUAAUACAGAUACUCAAUGUGGGAGCUCUGCAGCAGGAUCACUCAUUUUUGAAGGAGAUUUAUUAUCUAUACAUCCUUGCGUUGAAAGAAUAGAGGUAUCAGACCAGAUAUGAUGUUGACAUCCAAUGCUUCAGCCAUUAAACCUGCUUCAUUGUUCUUUUGUUGUCAAAAUUGCAUAACAAAAUUUGCAAGAGCUGUUAAAAGUUUAUUGAGUAUGUUUUUCCAUGGCUGGUGUCAGUUAAGUGAAGUGGAAAUAUAAAAUAGGUUGCCCCAUUUUAUAAUUAAAGAGACUGAACUAAAACGCAACAUAUUACCGAGAGGACUGGUUAACCAGGAAUGAAAAGCAAUUAAUUCUGAAGUACUGAACUGUCCAGUACAUCUACAUUAGUAUCAAAAUCUAACAAAGUUUUGAAAAUAGUCUGAAUAAUUCUAAUUACUGUAUAUUGUUAGUUAGUAAUUUCUUUUUCCAUAUUGUGUAAAUUUCUUAAGUAAUUUUGUAGAAAAGGAAUCUUUGAACAAUGUUCCCUGUUUUAGGAACUGUUGUCGAAUUAUUUGACAUUCAAAUUGUUGUA
Hemiscyllium ocellatum (epaulette shark) is the source of this 8984-nucleotide messenger RNA. It is a transcript of the gene disp3, whose product is annotated as dispatched RND transporter family member 3. The record is from RefSeq and is a predicted model, not a curated record. The transcript has 24 exons. Gene Ontology annotation, cellular component: membrane. Bases 965 to 5014 code for a protein of 1349 amino acids. NCBI's taxonomy places the organism in Eukaryota, Metazoa, Chordata, Chondrichthyes, Orectolobiformes, Hemiscylliidae.